Messenger RNA from Drosophila obscura, 1673 nucleotides. RefSeq lists its product as uncharacterized. The record is from RefSeq and is a predicted model, not a curated record. Bases 222 to 1673 code for a protein of 483 amino acids. The transcript has 2 exons. Lineage: Eukaryota; Metazoa; Arthropoda; Insecta; Diptera; Drosophilidae.
UUAACAUAAAUUUUUUGUGGAUUAUUUAUUUAUAAGCUUGAAGCUAUUUAUUAAAAAUUAGUUUAUGACGUUUGAUAACAUGUGUUAGUUUAAAAUAGCUCUACAAAUCGACCUUUGGGAAAUUCUGCUUCAGAACACGCAUUGCAGUUUUUGGUGGAGUGCACCUUGGUACUUGAAAGCGCUUAAGUUUCAAUUCCUUUUAAUAUACAUUCUUUAAGGAAAUGUCUAUCCCUAGAAGACACAUUUUUUCUGUUUGGUACAGCGAAAAGGUCGCUACCAAAAAGUGUGCUGCUGUUGAGAAAUACGUUUUUUCCAAUGUAUUUAAUAAUAAUAAUUAUUCUCAACUAGAAUAUAAAGCAGUAAAUCAGAGGAUUUACUCAUUUGUAGCACAGUUGCAGCAAAAAUGGAAAAGAGCUCAUAGGACAUUGGAAAUUUUCGAGAAAUAUAACAAGGAGUGGUUAGAUGCUGACUCCAUAUUUUAUGUAGAACCGGAAAAAGCUGUACGUUCAGUUGGAAGACCGUCAAAAGAGUUUGAAGAUUGUUCAUUGAAAACUAAAUUGAACAAAGCUAAAUCUCUUGCAAACGAAGCAACCAAUGAAGAACUCAUGUUGGCGGCACGUGUGAGCUUGUACAAAGCUGGGAAGAGAAAUGCUUCUAGAGCUGUAUCAUUGCUUAGUUCAGAUGAAGAGGUCGUGGCAAAAACAAUAAAAUGUGAAAGCAGUGAUCCCAAACUUCCUAUUAAGUUCAGCCCUGAGGAAGCUUUGGCGAUUUAUAUUGAUGGGCGCUUCACAAAACAUUCAUAUAAGCUAGUACAAGCAAAAACUAGAUCUAACAAUGCAAAUGUUUUUCCAAGCUACGAUUUGUUGAGAACAGCAAAACUAAUGUGCUAUCCGAAAGACGUAAAAGUUACUGACUCUUCAGCAGAAGUGCCUUUACAGUGCCUAGUUGACCACACCGUUUCAAGAAUCGUGCAAUCAAGCAAAAUUAUUUUCGAAAAAAUGAACGAAACGGAUAAUAUAAUUACUGCCGUGCACAAAUGGGGCUGUGACGGAAGUAGUGGCCAUUCCAUGUAUCGUCAAGGCUACAGCGAGUUUGAAGAAAAUAAAACCGAUGAAUAUAUGUUCACGAUUUGUAUUGUGCCCCUACAAAUAAACAUGGGACCAAUUGUAAUAUGGCAGAAUUCACGUCCUUCCUCUACCAGAUUUUGUAGACCAAUAAAAAUAGUGUGCGAAAAAGAAACAUCUUCCUUGGUGAAAUUGGAAGUUGAUAAAAUAAAUAAACAAAUAUUAGAAAUCCUUCCGACAACAUUCCAAAAUUUUCAAAUCCAACAUAAGUUUCACAUGACAAUGAUUGAUGGAAAAAUAUUUAGUGUCAUUGCUGAGUCUUCCAACCAAACAUGUGGUAUUUGCGGUGCAACUCCCUCAGUAAUGAACAACCUGAAAAGUCGAACACCUGAUACAAAUUUGUAUCAGUAUGGACUCUCUACAUUGCAUGCGUGGAUAAGAUGCCUUGAAUGUAUCCUUCACAUAGCUUAUAGGCUUCCUUUUGAAAAAUGGCAGAUUCGAAAAUCCGAUAAGGAUGCAGCUGAGCAGCAAAAAACAUAUACAAAAUCGUGUAAAGAAAGAAAUGUCUUUAUUGGUAGAUAUACCAAUGCCUGGAGCCGGAAAUACUAA